GCUAUUCAGUCUGAGUUCUUGUUUUUGUUCAACAUUUUAAGUUUUCGUGUUUGCUGUUGAAUUUGGGUAUUAUGCCACCCCCAAGACCAAAGGGGAUAGGAUUUACUACAGGGGUCACACCAGCUAGACCCAGCUCAAAUACCCCCAUGUCGGAGAGACAACAAAUGGCUUUAUUAAUCCAAAUGACAGCAACGUCCUCAACAGAGACAACUCGAACGCAUUCAAAGAAAAAUGAUAAAAAGGGUGAUGCAGAUGUUGAAGAAGUCAGUGCUACGGAAAAGCAGAUAGAAGUUAUUGAUACCAAGGAGAAGCCAUCAACAGAGGAAUCUACUACGGAUGGUAAAAAUGCUGAACAAAAUAUAGCGCAAAGCGUCACAAGCACAAAGCGCAGCUAUUCGGAUGUUGAGGAAGACCCUGAAGAGCAUGGGGACGACUUAAAGAAGAAGAAACGAAAAGAUUUGGAUAAUACAAAAGAUUUAAAAACUACCUCUCUUAAAGUAUCUUCUAAGCUGGAGAAAAACUCGAAGCUAGCAUCUACAAAAAACUCGCCUUCAGGUAGUAAAAUAAGCACGACAGUUGUUGAUAAAGAGCUGGAAGCAACCAAGACUGUUGACAUUGAAAAUGAAACGGAGGGCAGUGAGGACUAUAAGAGCAAUGAUAGCUCAUAUAAUGGUGCCUUAAAAGUGCCACCAUUGAAAAUUGUAAUUCCCCAGCAGAAUUGCUCGAUUGACACAGAUGGUAAUGUUUUACGAACUGGCAAAGUAGCAGCAUCCCGAAAUGCAGCCUUGCCUUAUGUUGUCAGUUCUAAUAGUGACUCGAUUGAUACUGUAUUGUCAAACCAAUGUCUGAGUCCACAUGAAAGUCCACAGAAAGUCAAUAUUGCCUGCUCAACAAUUCUUGAUGAUAAGAAUAUCAAAUUGUUUAACGAUGAAAAAAAUCUAAGGGUCCUGCGCAGCUCUUAUCGAAGUGGUGUUACCAGCGCUGAACGCAGCUCUAACAACUCCUCCCCGCAAAUGCAAAGCAGCUCGCCAUCACCAGCGUCGUCGAACCAUGCCAAUGACAAUGCUGAUAUCAAGGGAUCUUACACCAAUAUGACGGCGAGUCCCAUACAACAUAAUCAAUUCGAUCACGAAGUUUUACCAAAUGUGCCGAGCCCUUCAACUUCAUCAACGUCAUCGUCUAAAGAAAUAAUCUCAUCUUCAAAUGUUGACCUGCAUCCGCGGAAGCGUAAAAUAAGGCCCAAAAAUAAUGAUGAUAACUCGAAAAAUUCUCAUGCUGAUACAUCUAUGGCUUCCGGAGAAUCUCAUCCACAUGAUUAUCCCUUUACCAAUGGAUUUCAGAUGUUUUUAAAUAUUCGAAGGCAAGUGGAAAGGAAAUGGAAGAAUCUGUAUCCCGUUAAGCCCAGGCCACCACAGGGCUAUAAUGAUUAUCUCCUUACCAAACGUACUUAUCUGUUAAAUAAGAAUGUAACUACGCCGGAAAUAGAAGUACCGGACGACAUUCCUGAGAGCAUGCGAAGCUUGUAUCGGCAGCAAGAAAAAGCCAGGCGAGACUUGACCGAAGAGCACAUAGUAGAACGAGAAAAACUAUGUUUAAGCGUUGAACAAGAAAUUAUCCGAGUACAUUCAAAAGCUGCAAGGAGUAUCUCUGGGCAAUGUGCGCCAUAUUCCGUUUGCACAUUUCUUAAAGAUGAUGAAAUCUAUAAUAUGAUUACCCCGGAGCAAGAUGAAAAGGAGAAGAGUGCACGCUGUCGUUUUAAUGGCCGAUUGUUGCUCAGCUGGUUACAAGAUGUGGACGACAAGUGGGAAAAGAUUAAGGAAUCUAUGAUUUUGCGGCAGCAUAAUGAAGCGGAAAGUCUUCAUGCAAUACAAGUAAUGGAUUGGAAUAUAGCUUUGAAGCGAAACAAAUUGUAUGAUUAUAUAUUUGAGGCCAGUUUAGACAAGGCUCACGUACCUAUCGUUUAUGUUGGGGAAGAUUUUGAUAUUUUACCAGCAUAAAACUGUUUGGUUAUUCAAAUUUAUUUGCAAAGUGAAUCUUAAAAUAUGUAAAUAUUUAAAUUCAUACACUAACUAAUACAAUAGCUCCAAACAUUUUACAAAGUUGCCCGAGUCAAAGUAAAAAGCAAUCAUUUGAUGUAUAAAUUUUGUUUUUGCAUUUUCGGAGAUUCCGCUGUUUGGAAGACUAAUGUAUAAAUAAAGUGCUCUGUCUACAUUUUCU
Molecule: messenger RNA, 2217 nt
Organism: Drosophila novamexicana
Lineage: Eukaryota; Metazoa; Arthropoda; Insecta; Diptera; Drosophilidae
Exons: 3
Coding region: 72-1997 (641 amino acids)
Cellular component (GO): nucleoplasm
Source: RefSeq, a predicted model, not a curated record